Patiria miniata (bat star) is the source of this 4640-nucleotide messenger RNA. RefSeq names its product integrin alpha-8-like. Gene Ontology annotation, biological process: cell adhesion mediated by integrin; cell-cell adhesion; cell-matrix adhesion. Gene Ontology annotation, molecular function: integrin binding. Lineage: Eukaryota; Metazoa; Echinodermata; Asteroidea; Valvatida; Asterinidae. Bases 455 to 3517 code for a protein of 1020 amino acids. The record is from RefSeq and is a predicted model, not a curated record. Gene Ontology annotation, cellular component: integrin complex; external side of plasma membrane. The transcript has 29 exons.
UCAUUGACAUUUGAGACAUUCCUCGUGCGGUCGGUAAUUUGAAUAUAAAUAGGGGAAAACGGUGCACAGGUGUAUGCAGGCAGGUGGCGCCUCACGCGCGCAGACUAGACACGUAAUAACUGUACUCCAAAAGUACACACCAGAAAGUUUACAUUGGACUCAUCUGUUCCUUGCUAAAUGAUUGGACCUUAACACCAUGAACCAAUGACUCGUACUUCGCAGCACUAAGUCGUAGUUUUGUUAAUGUUCCACGAUUCCACGAGUUGUUGAAGUGCUUGGUUGGAAUUGGAUUUGUAGUUCGUGUUCUGGCCUCCCAGAGUCUCCCAUUUGGAUUUUCUGGCUGCACUACCUGCGGAGGAAGCAUCUUGUUUGGUUCAAUUUCCCGUGUGAACUUCAAAAGAUAUUGAAGUGUUUCGCGGUGUCCCACGCACGAGGAUCACACGUCUAGCGGACUAUGGGGAGUUUGGCGUGGUGUCUCCCGCAGCUGGCCGCUGUUCUGGCGCUGGCGUGGGGGCAGAAUUUGGACACCCAGUGGCCGGUCAAGCAUUCUGGGCCGGCGGGGAGCAUGUUUGGCUACUCGGUGGCGUUGCACAGGGAGGGUAGCACGAAUUGGUUACUGGUGGGUGCUCCUAAAGCUCAGACCCCACAGCCUGAUGUCGUCCAAGGGGGUGCUGUAUACAAAUGCCCCGUUGCACCCCUCAACAGCCCAGGAGACUGCGAACAGAUACCCUUUGAUUUAACAGGUCACACGGUCGAUGCGAGGGGAGAUCAAGUCGCUGACAAAUCACACCAGUGGUUUGGCGCGUCGCUGAAAAGCGCCGGUCCAGAUGGCCGUGUGGUGGCCUGCGCUCCCCGGUACACGUGGUUCUUCACAGCAGAAAUGAAGGACGAACAGAGGGAACCAGUGGGUCACUGCUACGUCAGCGAAAACAACUUUUCAGAGUUUGACGAGUACGCGCCCUGCAGGACAACCGAUAUCAAGCUCUGGGGCUUCAAAGGUAUUACUCACUGUCAAGCAGGCUUCAGUGCCGAAAUUACCAAAGAUAGUAAUCUGCUAGUCAUGGGAGCAGCUGGAAGCUUCUAUUUGCAGGGUCAAAUUUACGUCCAGAAUCUUGUGUCGAAUGCCGCACCGAUAGCUACUCCAGAGUUGCCGCCAACAUUUGACGACAGUUAUAGCGGUUUUGAUGUGGCAUUAGGCGAUUUCACCGGUGACAGUCAGCCGGAGUAUGUCGUGGGAGCUCCACGGGGAAAUUAUCUCGCUGGCAAAGUCACUAUCUUUGACACGGAAUUGAACCAGCUGACGGAACUGAGAGGGGAACAGACCUUCUCCUACUUUGGCAACACCGUGGUCGCCGAAGACCUCAACGGAGACGGAUUGGAUGACGUCGUUGUUGGAGCUCCUUUGUACUCUGACAGGAGGACCACGGUGGAGAAAUGGGAGGCGGGAAAGGUGUACAUCUACUACCAAAAUGCAGAUCAUAGUUUUUCCGAACCCAGUACUAUCACCGGGGAGAUGAUUAGGUCACGGCUGGGGUCAUCCAUUGCGUCGCUAGGAGACGUCAAUCAGGACGGCUACAAUGACAUAGCCAUCGGGGCACCAUACCAAGGUGAGAAUCAGGCAGGCGUUGUGUACAUCUACUACGGGACACCAGACGGUCUGCGGCUCCGAAGCUCACAGGUUUUGACGCCCGCAGAUUUCAACCUUAAGAAUAUUACAACGUUUGGCUUCUCAUUGACUGGAGGGCUGGAUAUGGACGAGAAUAACUACCCAGAUCUUUUAAUUGGAGCUGAAAACUCAGAUUUAGCAGUACUAGUACGGGCUCGGCCAGUCAUUUCCAUAGCAGCUGUCCUAUCUAUCAGCCCAGAAGGAAUCAACUUAGACAACAAAAGCUUAAUUCUUCAAGAUGGCACUCCAGUCACAAGUUUUGAAAUCACUUCCUGUUUUACAUACAAAGGGAAACAUCUCCCAGACACUGCACUGAUACAGUACACGCUGUCUCUGGACACUCUCCAGAUGGUCAGCCCGAGGGCGCUGUUCGCCGCGGGCUCAGCGCCGGGUACCAACCAAGACAAGACCAAAAUGGAGCUGACCAAGGAAAGUGAAUAUUGCCGCGUCAGUAUGGCUUACGUCAAGCCGAGCAUUCGUGACAAACUGCGACCGAUCUCGGUCAACUUGGAGUACGGUUUGAACACCGAGGAUGCCGUAUAUCAAGAUUAUGAGCUCCAACCGUUCCUGAGCUCGGAAUCCUCCUCCGUCACGAUGAAGCAGGUGUACAUCAACAACAACUGCGCAGACAACGUCUGCAUCCCAGAUCUAGAAGUGAAAGCAACGACGUCUACCAGUGAGCUGGUGAUUGGCAGUGGUGAUUCUAUCUUGCUGAACACCAUAGUGCUGAACAAGGGGGAGGAUGCCUUCUUAGCAACACUGAGGGUUGUCGUGCCGACGGGCGUGCAGUUUGUGCGCGUGGAGCGAAAGCAAGAAGAUUAUUCCUUGACCUGUAGCGAUGACACGGAAGUGAAUACCAUCAUCUGUGACAUCGGAAACCCUCUCGGAGGUAAAAACCAGGUGGAUUUUGGUUUAAAGUUCUCCAGUUUCCAGCUAAGCGGCGACAAGUCGUCGGUGGUAUUUGCCAUGUCUGCAAUGAGUGAAAAUGUCGAGGCCUCCACAGACAAGUUGGCUGACAACUUUGUAAACAUCACAGUGGGAGUCAAGGCCGAGGUUGACCUUGUGCUGCUGGGGCGAUCGAUACCGGCCCAGGUAGCUUACUCGCCGGAAGGAAUCGACAACCCCGAGAUCAUCAAGGAAAGUGAGGCAGGACCCCAAGUCGUUCAUGUCUACGAGGUAAGCAACGCUGGGCCCAGUGACGCCGGCCUGAUCACCUUUGACGUCUCCUGGCCCAUGCUGGAUGCUGACAAGAAGUUCUUGCUGUAUCUCAUCAAGGUGGAGCCCAGCUCCGGCAGUCAAUGCAGAGUCUCCGGUGAAGUCAACCCUCUGAAUCUCACGCUUGAAGAAAAUAACCAAGCCAACAACGUGAGCGGCCCCAACAAUGCCAGCGUGGAGGUACAACGUCAGCGACGGCAGGCUGACCAGCCAGAGCAGCAGGUCCACACAGCAGACUGCUCCACGGGCAACUGCCUGACCAUCAGCUGCACCAUCCAGCAUCUGAAAGGUGGACAGAGCGAAGUCAUUAGGUUCUUGGCCCGGCUCUGGAACAACACUCUGGUUGAGACGACCUUUGACCGGUUAGUGAUUUCCUCCCGAGGUGUUGCUAGGGUGAUCAACCUUCCAUACACGAUAGACCCGCCGGAAUUACCUCAAGUCAUGAUGGAGGUUUCAACGAUAGCAAGCCCAGAUGAACCUGUUGUAAAGAGGGUUCCUAUUUGGAUAAUAAUUGUUGCCGUGAUAGGAGGCCUGCUGCUUCUACUAAUUGUCAUCCUAGUGCUGUGGAAGUGUGGUUUCUUCAAAAGAAAGAAAUACUCACCCAUCGCAUCGGACGAGAAGAGAGCAGAUUUAUGAUGAGGCUGAAACGGACCACCAAAAGACUUAGACAACUCUAUUACCAAAUACUGACGCAUUUUUUACUAAAAAGUACACGUAUGCACGCAUGCCUUCCAAAAAAAAAGCACUCGUUUUUACCAUUAUUGUUCAAAUGCAUGCAUUUGUAAAAUGUGUUUUUGAAACUUUCACUCAUUUCUAAAAACCAUGUUUUCUUGAAAGUAAUUUGUCUUUUGCAACAUGAAGGAGCAGUGGUUUUGUAAUGUAAGGCAUCUCUCUCAAAUGGUAAACUCAAAAACAAUUUUUCGUGAAGGGGUGUCAUCCAAAGUUGUUAACGUGAAACAGGCGACCCCUCGGGAAAACUUCAUUUGAGAUUUCGUCAUCUUUUGAAUGUCACGGUUUCUUUCGGUUCUGUGUAUCACACCAAAUUCUAAGAGGUUUUUGAAAUCCGUCUGUUUUUGAUGUAUUUGCCUUCUCGAAAAAAGUCUUCCACUAUAACUGUUUACUUCCUAGUCAGUACUGUAAUUUUUGUUUUUCUUGUUGAGCAGCGUGUCUUGAAGUUGUUUGAACUUGUAUUUAGAAGAACAUAUUUUUUUUUAGAUUUGUGUGUACUACGCGGCUGAAUUUUUGCAGGUUGAAAUUGUUGACCUUAUUUCCACAUGCUGUAUUCAUUUGUUUAAGUGUUUGGUUUGAAUGUUUUGAGAGAAAUAAUUCCGUGAAGUUCAGAGUUUUAUGUGUUUGUGAGUGCGGGAACAAACUGAGUGACGGACAAAGCGAGAAUAGAUUUACUAAUGCUAAAGACAACAUGACUGAAUUUUGUAUAUUUCAUCCACCAGCAAUUUUUCAAGCAUACAGCUGCUGCAGCAUGUUCAGAAAUAAAUAGGAAAACAUACCGUAGUUGGUCAUUUUUAUACCAAAUAAUUCCACCCAAACUUUUUAAAAGAGCUUCAGUUUUAGCCGGGUUUUCUUUGGUAGUAAAAUUUUACCUAUUUUUUUGUUGAAAUGUGUGUGUUAUACUUCCAUGUUUUUACAUCUUUUUUAUGGUAAAGUUUCAGCAGAACCUUUGAAGGGAAACUGGAUGUGUUUUAGUUGAGAAAACAAAAAAUUAAAAUAUGAUCGCUUUGACCUGAGGUUCUGUAGAUAA